Messenger RNA from Cherax quadricarinatus, 863 nucleotides. The record is from RefSeq and is a predicted model, not a curated record. NCBI's taxonomy places the organism in Eukaryota, Metazoa, Arthropoda, Malacostraca, Decapoda, Parastacidae.
UGAAGGCGUCACCUCCGUCCACUCUGACGUCCACCAUCAACCUGCGAACAUCAUCUACACUCUUACCUCUCAAUACCACCAUAAUGAUACUAUUUUGGUGGAAUUCCCUCGGUAUGGGUGGAGAGAAGACUCCUCGUGAGUUCCCAGUAAUGAUUGUGAUGCACAACUGGGACAGGUUAAUAGUAUUACCAGUGUGCCUCUGGGCUGUCAACCAGGAAGUCUUUGGAGGUAAAUGUUUGUGUCCCUGGGCAACCUUUUCUUACUCUGAUCCAGUUAGUGCAAGGUACAUGUGUAAUGUGCAGACUACUUUGCAGUACCCCUGGGUCUCUCAACCUCAACCAAGAAGACUGAGGAUGGGAAGGUGCUUUAUUACACCAUCUACAGGUGGCUCUAUCGAGUUUUGGAAAUCACGGGAAAGUAUAAAGGCUCUGAUGUAUAGUGCUGGCCUUUUCUGGCUACAGUAUGGCAAGAGAAGAUUCACAUUAAAUUUGCUACCGUGAUGAGUGCAUUUUUGGUUACUCAGUGGAUCUGUUUUUGGAUUCUAGAUAGAAUUUCUAUUUAUAAAUAUUGAAAUUUCAAUAAAUUACGAAUUUUCUUUAACCCUUUCGUGUAGCAUCUCCUUUGAAAAGUGGUAAUGGUUGAAAUUUCCUCUAAAUCAGUUGUCUAGAGAUUAUAACCCCCCUCCCCUUGUGCUACUAUCCAUGACCUGUUACACCAGGGAAAGCCUCAUAAUGUUGAGAAUAGUUGCAUGUCUGGUUUACUUCCCUCUAGUCUGUGAAGUCUACCUCAUAUUGCCUGCACUUUACCACUUUAAACAUUCAUUAACCAUUAUUUUGUAUUGAAUAUAAAAAAAAAUAUAAGAA